UUAUAGAAGCCUCCCUACUCUUUUCACUAUUCUUCAAGUAGAGCUCUGGAUUAGGGCUCCAAACGAAGAAGAAGAAGUUGCAGUGCUCUUCCAUGGCGGCAACGGUUGGAGGUAUUGUGGCAUUAGGAAAGUUUGAUGCCUUACACAUCGGUCAUCGCGAACUUGCAAUUCAAGCAUCAAGGGUUGGUGCUCCAUUUCUAUUGUCAUUUGUUGGAAUGGCUGAAGUUCUUGGUUGGGAACCUAGGGCCCCAAUUGUUGCCAAAUGUGACAGAAAGAGGGUUCUUUCCUCUUGGGCUCCACUUUGUGGCAAUAUGACCCCACUAGAGUUCCCGAUUGAAUUUUCAAGUGUUCGACAUCUCACUCCCCGACAAUUUGUUGAGAAGUUAUAUAAGGAACUUGGAGUACGUGGAGUUGUGGCAGGUGAGAACUACAGAUUUGGAUAUAAAGCUGCUGGUGAUUCAUCAGAGCUAGUGAGGCUCUGUGAGGAGUUUGGUAUGGGGGCUUACAUUAUAAAACCGGUCAUGGACAAUAACCAAGAUUCCAGAAAUACAGCCUCAAGUAAUUCAAAGGAGAGAGGACAGGUCUCAUCCACACGUGUUCGCCAUGCUCUUUCCAUUGGUGACAUGAAAUAUGUCUCAGAGCUUUUGGGCCGCCAACAUCGUCUUAUAUUGACAGCACAGUACCAGGAAGCAUUUACCAGCAGUAAACACAAAGUGUCAGCUCCAAAGUCAUGCUUGUUAAAUCUACCACCAAAGGAUGGUUUGUAUGAAAACUGUUCUCUUUUGAUUGAUGACGAGAACCCAGUGUCAUGCAGAGUAGUCAUUGAUACGACACAUAUUCAUUUGGAAUUUGAUGAGGUAGGUCCUUAUAAGCACCUUACAUCUCAAGGCCCCUGGCAGUUGGGUGUUGAAUUUGGAGUUUGAUUAAUAUUCAUGAGGCCCCAUUGUUUAUCAUUUUAAGUAGAGUAGUUCAUGGAUGAGAAGUUUCAUCCAUAUCCUGAAAUCUGCUGCACAGAUCAAUAGUAUAGUCACUCAUUGUACAUUGAGAUGGAAUACUUGCUCUAUUCUUUCAAAGAAAUAAGGAAAUUUGAUUAGCCCAAUCGGUUAUUCAUUGCA
This is a messenger RNA of Vitis riparia (riverbank grape), 1115 nucleotides long. RefSeq names its product FAD synthetase 1, chloroplastic-like. The record is from RefSeq and is a predicted model, not a curated record. NCBI's taxonomy places the organism in Eukaryota, Viridiplantae, Streptophyta, Magnoliopsida, Vitales, Vitaceae. The transcript has 4 exons. Gene Ontology annotation, cellular component: endoplasmic reticulum. Gene Ontology annotation, molecular function: protein C-terminal S-isoprenylcysteine carboxyl O-methyltransferase activity; FMN adenylyltransferase activity. The coding region runs from base 93 to 923 and encodes 276 amino acids. Gene Ontology annotation, biological process: C-terminal protein methylation; riboflavin biosynthetic process.